This is a messenger RNA of Tetrapisispora phaffii CBS 4417, 516 nucleotides long. Its product is annotated as C2H2-type zinc finger protein. Lineage: Eukaryota; Fungi; Ascomycota; Saccharomycetes; Saccharomycetales; Saccharomycetaceae. The transcript has a single exon. Bases 1 to 516 code for a protein of 171 amino acids. The record is from RefSeq and is a predicted model, not a curated record.
AUGUCCGUUAAUGAUACUGGAAGAAAAGAUGCUAACUUGUUCUAUAAAAAUGCAAUUGAAGCAAUUAAUUUUAUAAGGGAAAAACCAGAAGAUGAGCUAGAUCCAGUGAUAAAAGAGAUAUAUAAAAGGGUUGAGAUUCAAAAUGAUAAAUUACAAUCGAUUCAAGAACAACCAUCGAGUACAAGCAAUAGCAUCGCUAGUCACAGCAAUAUUUCACGUUCAAAUAGUAUCGAUGGGAAGAAUAAUAAGGGAAAUGUAGACAAUACUAUUAAUAAUAUGGUGAUUUGUGCGAAGUGUGGGAUCACAUUUAAAAGGGUUUCUGAAUUGAAGAGGCAUGAAAAAUCCCAUUUGCCUAUCUUAUCAAAUAUUUGCUCACAAUGUGGUAAAGGUUUUGCCAGGAAAGAUGCAUUGAAAAGGCAUUAUAAUACACUCACUUGUAAGAGAAAUAGAUCGAAAUUACUGUAUUUAGGAAGUGAAAUUACAGAAUUAUUAAAUCUUGGGAAAAAUAUAAGUUAA